AGGGGGGCUUAGCGUGCUUCUAAGAUGGCGCGAGAACACUGCGAUCCACGAGGUCCCGCAGCGCUCCUGUAUCUGAAGAGCUCCGACAGUUAGAAAGGAGACCUGCUGGAUCUCAGAGACCAGGACCAAGAGCGGGAUGGAGGAGGACAACCAGGACCCGGAGCCCCGGAGCAACAACGUCCCCGGAGGACAAACAGCAGGCUCGAGCUCUGAUAGCACCGAUGUUCAGAGCAUUGUGAAGCUACAAAAUAUGGUAAAGAGAGUUUCCCAAAGCCUUUUCCAUAAUCAGUACAAGACCCUCGUUUCAUCAACCUCUGACCCCAGUGGAUCAUCAGUAAAUGAGUCCCGAAACAAACAGAAACGGAGAGGAAAAGACGGAGACACACAUCACCGCUGUGACGAAUCCUUCACAAGAUCUGUAUCAGUAAAGAUUCAUCAGAGUGUUCAAACUGGAGAGAAAAAGUUCAGGUGUGAACAGUGUGGAAAAGCUUUCGCUACAUCAAGUAACCUAAAAAACCACCUAGGUGUUCACACUAGAGCGAAAUCAAACUGCUGUGAACAGUGUGGGAAAGCUUUCACUAAACCAAGUAACCUAAAAGCACACCUACGUCUUCACGCUGGAGAGAAACCGUACAGGUGUAAACACUGUGGGAAAGCUUUCGCUACAUCAAGUUACCUAAAAACCCACCUACGUCUUCACACUGGAGAGAAAUCAUACUGUUGUGAACAGUGUGGAAAAGCUUUUGCUAAAUCAACUUCCCUAAAAAACCACAAACGUGUUCACACUGGAGAAAAACCAUACUGUUGUGAACAGUGUGGGAUAGCUUUCGCAACAUCGAGUAACUUAAAAAGCCACAUACGUCUUCACACAGGAGAGAAAUCACACUGUUGUGAACAGUGUGGGAAAGCUUUCAGUACAUCAACUUACUUAAAAAGACACAGACAUCUUCACUCUGGAGAGAAACCGUACUGGUGUGAACAAUGUGGGAAAUAUUUUGCCACAUCGAGUAUCCUAAAAAAACACCAACGUGUUCACACUGGAGAAAAACCAUACUGUUGUGAACAGUGUGGGAAAGCUUUCACUACAUCAGCUCACCUAAAAGAUCACCUACGGGGACACACAGGAGAGAAACCGUACUGGUGUGAACAGUGUGGGAAAGCUUUUCUUACAUCAAGUUACCUACAAAAACACCUACGUGUUCACACUGGGGAGAAACCAUACUAUUGUGAACAGUGUGGGAAAUUUUUCACUGAAUCGAGUAGCCUAGCACAGCACAGACGUGUUCACACUGGAGAGAAGCCGUACUGGUGUGAACAAUGUGGGAAAACUUUUAGUCAUGGUAGUUCCCUUAAAAAGCACCAACGCAGUCAUGCUGCUUUGUUGUAAAAAUGUUUCAGAGCCUCCUCCUCAUGUCCUGAUGCUGUGUUGUUGUAUUCUCUACAGGCUGAGGAUUAGACAAAAGUAACUUUAUAUUCUGAGCAGCAUGUUUUUUACUGCGGCUUCUAGAGCUCUACCAAUUUAUUGGCAUGCCGAUGUUAUCAGAUGAUAUAAUAGGGCUGGCUGGUCUAUUGGUAUAAUGAGGUAUUCCGAUAUGAUUAAAGAGAGAGAGAUAAAAUCAAACAAUACAGUUUAUACCAAUAUAGUUUGAUGUUGAGUUAAUUAAUAUUCCUGUUAAGUCCUGCCAGCGUUUGCUGCUCUCCCUUCCUCGCUGCGCAGCCCCGCUCCUCCCUCUGCAUGCAGCAGCGUACUCACAAACUCUCUAACAACAGGGAGGGGGAGACAGUGCUGAAGACCUGACUUGUAAAAAGUAAGUUGCAGAUGCAU
Micropterus salmoides (largemouth bass) is the source of this 1825-nucleotide messenger RNA. Its product is annotated as zinc finger protein 501-like. The record is from RefSeq and is a predicted model, not a curated record. The transcript has 4 exons. NCBI's taxonomy places the organism in Eukaryota, Metazoa, Chordata, Actinopteri, Centrarchiformes, Centrarchidae. The coding region runs from base 137 to 1387 and encodes 416 amino acids. Gene Ontology annotation, biological process: regulation of transcription by RNA polymerase II. Gene Ontology annotation, molecular function: RNA polymerase II cis-regulatory region sequence-specific DNA binding; DNA-binding transcription factor activity.